AUGCUAACGCUGGCAAGCAAGUUGAAGCAGGGUGAAGAUCUCAAAGGAUCCCAGACAUCAGUGUCCACAUCUGACUCUACUCGGAGGUUUUCCGUGAGAGGUAAGUUGCUUGUUACAGAGGUUGCAGAACUUGAAGCUAAUUUACCUUGUACCUAUAAAGUACAUUUUCCUGAUCCAAACAAGCUUCAUUGCUUUCAUCUGACUGUAAGCCCAGAUGAGGGUUACUACCAGGGUGGAAAAUUUCAGUUUGAAAUUGAAGUUCCUGAUGCCUACAAUAUGGUGCCUCCCAAGGUGAAAUGCUUGACUAAAAUCUGGCACCCCAACAUCACAGAAACAGGCGAAAUAUGUCUAAGUUUACUAAGAGAACAUUCCCCUGAUGGCACUGGCUGGGCCCCCACUCGAACAUUAAAGGAUGUCGUUUGGGGAUUAAACUCUUUAUUUACCCAACAUUUGCGGGACAAAGUGGCUGAGUACAUCAAACGCUAUGCCAGAUGA
Molecule: messenger RNA, 495 nt
Organism: Mus caroli (Ryukyu mouse)
Lineage: Eukaryota; Metazoa; Chordata; Mammalia; Rodentia; Muridae
Product: NEDD8-conjugating enzyme UBE2F-B-like
Source: RefSeq, a predicted model, not a curated record